Messenger RNA from Pestalotiopsis fici W106-1, 540 nucleotides. RefSeq lists its product as uncharacterized. Gene Ontology annotation, molecular function: acyltransferase activity, transferring groups other than amino-acyl groups. Bases 1 to 540 code for a protein of 179 amino acids. Lineage: Eukaryota; Fungi; Ascomycota; Sordariomycetes; Amphisphaeriales; Sporocadaceae. The transcript has a single exon. The record is from RefSeq and is a predicted model, not a curated record.
AUGUUGUCCACUCAUAACAUUGUCAUUCUUCCAGUCGCCUGGGAUCACCCAGACGGUAUCCACCUACGGAACCUCCAACGAACUGAAAUCGCCGUUCUGGGAGGCUUAGAACCCGGGAUUCCACCAUCUGCUGCCGACGUUCCAGUUUUUCUUGUUGCAUAUUGCAAUGACAUUCCAGUUGGCUGCGGCGGUCUGCGUCCACUAUCUUCUCCACCGGAUGGUGUGCUUAUCGAUGCCGCUGAGAUCAAGCGCAUGUUUGUCGACACAGCAUACCGGGGGCCAUUGAAUUUGCCCAAGGGCUCGCGCGGUACCAUUGCAGAACUGAUACUUGAGAGGCUGGAAGGAGAGGCUCUAGAAAGAGGCUGGUCAUUGUUGCUAUUGGAGACUGGCACUUUUUUGGCGAAAGCAAGGCGCUUCUAUGAAAGACGCGGGUUUGUUCAACGCGACAUGUUUGGAGACUAUAACGAAGCCGACAAUAGUGUCUGUUACGAGAAGCGGCUGGCUUCGGCCCAAAUGGCUUCAAUAACUUCCCCAAGCUAA